CUGUGUCACAUCUCAUCAAAUUUUCUAUGUCAAGCCACAUCAUGUUAGAAAAAUCCAUUCUGCUGUUGUCUCUUCAGAUAAGUCUCCUGGGAGUCACUCUUGGUGGGAAUGUUCUGAUUUGGCCAAUGGAAGGUAGUCAUUGGCUAAAUGUUAAGAUAAUUAUAGAUGAGCUGAUUAACAAACAGCAUAAUGUGACUGUCCUAGUUGCUUCUGGUGCACUCUACAUCAAGCCCACCUCUAACCCAUCUCUGACAUAUGAAAUAUAUAAGGUGCCCUUUGAGAAAGAAAAAGUGGAAGAAACGAUCAAGAAGUUUAUUUUGACAUGGAUGGGAAAUAAACCAACUCCUUCAACCAUUUGGAGAUUCUAUCAGGAGAUUGGCAUAGCCGUCGAGGACUUCCACAUGCUGAGUAGAGAAAUCUGUGAUGGUGUUCUCAAAAACCAAAAGCUGCUGGAAAAGCUGAAGAAAAGCAAAUUUGACGUCCUGGUAUCAGAUCCAGUAUUUCCUUGUGGUGAUAUAGUAGCUUUAAAACUUGGAAUUCCAUUUAUGUACUCCUUAAGGUUUUCUCCAGCAUCAACAGUGGAAAAACACUGUGGGAAGAUACCAUACCCUCCUUCCUAUGUUCCUGCUGUUUUAUCAGAACUCACCGACCAGAUGUCUUUCACUGACAGAAUAAGAAAUUUCAUCUCCUACCAUCUACAGGACUACAUGUUUGAUACUCUUUGGAAAUCGUGGGAUUCCUAUUAUAGUGAAGCUUUGGGAAGACCCACUACGUUAUGUGAAACUAUGGGGAAAGCAGAAAUUUGGCUAAUGAGGACAUAUUGGGAUUUUGAAUUUCCUCGUCCCUACUUACCUAAUUUUGAGUUUGUAGGAGGAUUGCAUUGUAAACCUGCCAAACCGUUACCUAAGGAAAUGGAAGAAUUUGUCCAAAGUUCAGGUGAACAUGGAGUUGUAGUGUUCUCUCUGGGGUCAAUGGUCAAAAACCUCACAGAAGAAAAAGCCAAUCUCAUUGCCUCAGCCCUCGCUCAGAUUCCACAGAAGGUCUUAUGGAGAUACAAAGGAAAGAAGCCAGCCACAUUAGGAGCCAAUACUCGGCUCUAUGACUGGAUACCCCAGAAUGAUCUUCUUGGUCAUCCAAAAGCAAAAGCUUUUAUCACUCAUGGUGGAACAAAUGGGAUCUAUGAAGGUAUUUAUCAUGGGGUCCCUAUGGUGGGAGUUCCCAUGUUUGCUGAUCAGCAUGAUAACAUUGCUCACAUGAAGGCCAAAGGAGUGGCUGUGGAGGUGAACAUAAACGAAAUGACAAGUGAAGAUUUGCAUGAUGCCUUGAAAACAGUCAUUAAUGAACCUUCCUAUAAAGAGAAUGCUAUGAGGUUAUCAAGCAUUCACCAUGAUCAACCUGUAAAGCCCUUGGAUCGAGCUGUCUUCUGGAUCGAGUUUGUCAUGCGCCACAAAGGAGCCAAACACCUGCGGCCAGCUUCUCACAACCUCACCUGGGUCCAGUACCACUCUUUGGAUGUGAUUGGGUUCCUGCUGGCCUGUGUGGCAACUGUUAUAUUUUUGGUCACAAAAUGUUGCUUAUUUUCUUGUCAAAAAUUUGGUAGAACAGGAAACAAGAAAAAGAGGGAAUAGAUCAUUCUCAGGGUGG
This is a messenger RNA of Myotis lucifugus (little brown bat), 1644 nucleotides long. Its product is annotated as UDP-glucuronosyltransferase 2A1. Lineage: Eukaryota; Metazoa; Chordata; Mammalia; Chiroptera; Vespertilionidae. The transcript has 6 exons. The record is from RefSeq and is a predicted model, not a curated record. Gene Ontology annotation, molecular function: UDP-glycosyltransferase activity. The coding region runs from base 27 to 1628 and encodes 533 amino acids.